AGCACUCGCGCUUUGACUAGGUGUCGUGCUUGUGUGCGGAGGUGAGAGAGAGACUGAUUAGGGUUGUGGGGCAGACGAGGCGCAGGGCGGAGCAUCCAGAGAAUGGCUAGGAGGUGCUGAUUCCAUCCCUGUGGCGCUGUUGGAUCCGCGAAUUGCAGGUACCUUGUUGUGCGUGUUCACAUAGCAACAUGUCGAGCAGCCUGGGCAAUCCCUCCAAAUCCAAGGAUUCCGCCAGAGUUGCCCAAAGAAACGGGGACAAGAGAUGCAGCGGCGAGCGGCAUUCGCCAUCCCCUUGCUCGGGGGACAAGGAGGUGAGGUACGAGUUUGACACCAAGAUUCCCAAGGGUCAUCGAACAGACAGAGAGAAGAAGCGAGUCAAGAGGUUUGCUCCAGGGGCUGAAAAGGACAAUGCGCAAGUUUCUGCUGCUGACACGCCAAGAAGCGACACGUCCAAGCAUUUGAAAAGGUUGCGAACAAGCAGAGCUAGUCGAUGCCAGAGGAGAGACGAGGAGGUUGACGCAAAGCCUCCCCAGCUAGAUAAGGUGGCCAUGAACGACGACCAACAGGAUCAUCUGCCCGUGGCUAAUCCGGUAGACGCGGACAAGACUGAAGGGGAAGGCCGUGAGACACAAGCUGGGAAGCAGGAGGCUGACGAGCGAGAGGAAGGCAAGUUACAAGACAAGGUAGCGCUUGCUUCCCAAGACAACACUGCCACCGAAGAUGUUGUCAAUCAAGAGGCCGUGCAAGCUAUGGCGGAGAGCUUGGGAAAUCACGACGCCGGUGCUGAUGCUCCUCAAGAGGAGGGAGUGCCCGACGAACGCCAAGCGAUGGUGGUGCCUGAAGACAAUGUGCCAGUUGUUCCCGAGGACUCAAAGCUGCCACAGGCGGAACCUGACACGUCGUUGUCGCUGGGAUUGUCCAACUCGCAUCGUGCACUCAACAGGAACAAGAGCUUCCAGUCUAUGUCCCAAGCAGAAACCUUUUCUCAUGGCGUUACCACUUCGCUAUCGCUCUCCUGUUCUCACCCGUUUACUCACAACCCCAGCUGCUCGCUCACGCACAAUUCACACGACUAUCAGGAGUUCUCCAGUGCAAGCCAGCCCGUGCGUCCGGAAGCCUCCUCGUAUUCAGCUGGUCUAGGCAGCAGAAAGAUGGAGUUUGGGGACUACGCUCGUCACCACCCCUUCAAGGGAAAAGCGGUGUCGGAAAGUAACCAUUUUCCUCACCAUUCUCGUCCCAAAGGCAGCAUGCACAGGAAACAGGUGAAGUCCAGCGGCCUUUCCCAGAGUGUGGGAUCCUGGGAACGGUCGUUUGAGCGGGACAGGGCGUCGGCGACUUUGCGAGUCACUGUUCGUGAGGUGGUUGCUGAUCCGGUUCUAGUGGUAGCGGAAAAGAUGCGAAACUUACCCCGAGAUGUGCUGGACGGGCUAAAGGCGUCGGCGAAGGACCUGGUGGAAAGCAGUGACCGGAGAGAAGAGUUUUUACAGCUGCAAAGAAUUCUACAAACCAGGAAUGACUUGUCGUCGGACGCUCUUCACAAGUCACACCGUACUCAGGUUGAGAUCUUGGUUGCUGUUAAGACGGGAAACCCAGCGUUCCUCCUGCAAGACAACCAGCUAAAACUUCUCGUCGAGGUCUUGCUCCACUCUCGAUGCCGUAAUGUCCAGUGCCUCAGCCAGCUUCCUGUCGACAACUGUGAGUGCAAGAUAUGCACCCAAAAGAACGGGUUUUGCAACGCGUGCAUGUGCGUCGUGUGCUCGAAGUUCGACACGGCGCACAGCACUUGCAGCUGGGUGGGCUGUGACUACUGUAUUCACUGGUGCCAUACCGACUGCGGGCUGAGAAAGAUGUACAUUAAGCCGGGGACGACACCAGGGACUUCAGAGAUGCAGUUCCACUGCAUCGCAUGCGGCCACACGUCCGAACUUUUUGGAUUUGUGAAAGAGGUUUUUGCCUCUUGUGCCAAGUCGUGGAACCGAGGAGUACUCGUCAAGGAGCUGGAUUGUGCGAGGCGAAUGUUUCAGGGCAGCGAAGAUUUGAGAGGGAGACAACUGUGCCGAAGAGCCGGCCAGAUGAUAGCCAAACUUGAGAGCAACAACCUAGACGUAGCGGAGGCCUGCAAUGCCAUGCUUAGAUUCUUUGAAGAUAGUAAAAACGUCUCCCUCCUGGAAGAUGACGAGCACGCGACAGCAGGUGCUGCUCGUAUUGAUCCAAACACAGUAUUGGAGAGAGCGACUUUGGCACUUCAGACAUAUGACCGCGUGUUGGAGGAGAAGCGUACAGAUGCUGCUGAAAUGCAAUACGAAAGAGCCAGGAAGAAAGCCGAGAUAGAAGAGCUGGAGAGCAUUGUCCGUAUCAAACAAGCAGAGGCGAAAAUGUUUCAAGCGCGUGCGGAUGAAGCUUCCCGCGAGGCCGAAGGAUUGCAGCGUAUUGUUCUGGCUAAAUGCGUCAAGGUGGAACAAGAGUACGUGGGCAAGAAAUCCAAGCUACAACUGCUCGAAGCAGAGGAGAAACGGAAGCGGAAGUUCGAGGACCUGCAGUUUCUGGAGAAAGGUUCGUCAAACUUCGACAUUGUGCGCAAGUUGAUGGGUGAUCUGCAAGACCUGCUGGGAAACAUGGAAGCUGCCAAACAGCUGCAAGCAGAGGAGGUUUCUGGAAUUGAAGCGUACUUGGAGAGAUAUUUGCAGUCCAGGGUGGCAUAGACCUGGCAUGGCGUUUGUGUACUAUCUAAGAGGGCCUACGUUGCGGAGCUGUAAAAGAGCGAGCGCAUCACGGACUUGUUGAAAUUUUUACCAGACAGACAGACUGAGUGAUUCUUGUGAUGGUUGCGUAGUCAGAUUCGUGUCUCUGUUGAUAGCUCUAUCUAGCCAUACAGGGAGAGUCGUCUCGCCCCUACCUAGAAUUCCUAGGAUUCAAGGUCAGGUGCACUGCUCUGCUUUUGAAGCGGUCCAAUCUCUUCCGUGGAAAAAUCCGACAAUGCUGAGGUUAGGUGCAAGUCAUUGUUCUUGUACAGGAGCUGCUGGAUUAAUGCCCUUGUUAGCGCAGACACAGCAAGUCUUACGAGCUCCAAGGUGAAGCAGUAAACGACUGUUACUUGUCUGGA
Selaginella moellendorffii is the source of this 3103-nucleotide messenger RNA. RefSeq names its product OBERON-like protein. Bases 189 to 2702 code for a protein of 837 amino acids. The transcript has 3 exons. Gene Ontology annotation, cellular component: nucleus. The record is from RefSeq and is a predicted model, not a curated record. Lineage: Eukaryota; Viridiplantae; Streptophyta; Lycopodiopsida; Selaginellales; Selaginellaceae.